AUGGCGGCGCCACCGGCUCAAGCCCUGCCUCUGGCCUUCCUGCCGGUCGUCUCGCCUGCGGCAAUGGCAGACGCUCUGGGUGGCGCCGUGGCAGAGUCAGUGGCGGGAGCUGUGGUAGAGGCGGCGGGGGAUGCGGUGGCUGAUGCAAUGCCUGAUGGAGAGUGCUGCUUAAUGCAGGGCAUCACACCUGUCUAUUUUGGCAACGGGUGCUUCUGGGGCAGGCAGUUUGAUUUUGUCAACACGGAAAAGGCGCUGGGGCGGUCUGCGGGCGACAUGAGCGCUGUGGUCGGCUACGCCGGCGGCAGGGUGCCCUCGGCCGCCGGCAAGGUCUGCUACUAUCGCGGGCCUGCCGGCUCAGUGUAUGAGGAGCUGGGGCAUGCGGAGGUGGUGAAGGUGGACCUGAGGGGGGACAUGGAGGCAGCCAAGCAGCAGUAUGCCAUGUUUGCCCAGACCUACUUCAAGCAGUUUAGGAAGACUCCCUUUGGCAUGAUGCGGCUGGACCCUCAGGAUGCCGGCCCAGGCUAUCGCAACGUGAUUGGGCUGCCGGGCGGCGUGGACUCUCCUUUCUUCCCCAUCCUGCAGGUGGCCAACGUCAACGGCAUGCAGCUGCUGCCCGGCAGCGGCAACUUUUACGACUCCAACGGCCAGCCAGCCGAGGACGACGAGUUCAACACCGUAUGGGUGCUGGACUCCAACCGCCUGGCCUUCAACCAGGCCGAGGUCUACCACCAGCUGCACAACGGCAUCGGCAAGGCCUUCCCCAAGGAGUACACCAAAGACCUGAAGCAGGCGAUGAUGGAGAGCGGCAAGAUUGACAAGACGCGCUGCCCCGACUACUACUUCUUCUGAACAUGACUUUUGAGGUUCUGUUGCGCUUUGCUUGGCGGGCUGCCGC
This is a messenger RNA of Chlorella variabilis, 895 nucleotides long. RefSeq names its product expressed protein. The transcript is spliced from 8 exons. Bases 1 to 849 code for a protein of 282 amino acids. The record is from RefSeq and is a predicted model, not a curated record. Gene Ontology annotation, molecular function: peptide-methionine (S)-S-oxide reductase activity. Lineage: Eukaryota; Viridiplantae; Chlorophyta; Trebouxiophyceae; Chlorellales; Chlorellaceae.